CACAUCCAGCACAUCAGGUAUUGGAAAUCUCAUUAUUUUCAGAUACUACAAUUAGCAAAUAAAUACACACAUAUGGCUGGUUCAAAUCAAGACAUGAGUCUGAACAACAACCAGAAUACGUUCACAACCUGUCACGAAGGAUAGAAUAUGUAAUCCGAACGUACGAGAUUUAUUCUGUACAGAUAUCACACGGUUAGGGUUUGACUCUGAUACUAACAUACUAGUACAUACACAUAUUACUAACACACGCGACAACAUUAAAGGACCAGCAAUGAGAAACUGGGGGAAUACGCUCGGUAGAGAAAAGAAGGGCGCGUAUGUGUGCGAGCUCAAAAUGGAGAAAGCAAAUGCCAUUAAGUUGGCGCUGAAAACAUGCAAGAAGUCCAACAACGCUGUGUUAGAUCUCAGUAACAGUGAGUUGACCGACGUACCUCCCAAGAUCAAGGAGUGCAGUCAUGUAGAGGAGUUGUACCUGUAUGGAAACAAGCUGAGCACCCUGCCAGUGGAAUUCAAAAAGUUGACAUGCUUGACAACACUUAUCUUGAGUGAGAAUAAUAUCAGGGAAAUCCCCCCGGCAAUGUCGUUUCUGAAACUCGAAGUAUUUGAUCUUCGCCACAACAAAUUGACAGAGAUACCGGAUGUUGUUUACAACUGUACUACACUUAAAAAACUAUACUUAAGACAGAACCGAAUACAGACAAUCGGACCAGAAAUUGCUAAAUUAAAG
Messenger RNA from Sphaeroforma arctica JP610, 727 nucleotides. RefSeq lists its product as hypothetical. Gene Ontology annotation, molecular function: protein binding. NCBI's taxonomy places the organism in Eukaryota, Ichthyosporea, Ichthyophonida. The annotation marks the transcript as partial. The record is from RefSeq and is a predicted model, not a curated record. The transcript is spliced from 2 exons.